UGAGAGAGGCAGCAGCUAUAAAAGAGAACUUCUAUCCCUACCCUCGUCACUCCUCACUCCUCACUCCCUUUCAUUAUCCCAAAAAACGAGUAAGGCAGGUACAGCAGCCAAAACUAUGUCACCCGGUCCCGUCGUUGAGGCUGAACCCGCCGCCGCCACCACCGCUGAGGAGGUCUCCUCCACUGUGGAAGAUACACAGCAGAAGAAGCCUCCUCAGCAGGAUGUGGAUGAACCUGUGGUGGAGGACGUGAAGGAAGAUGAGAAGGAAGAGGAUGACGAUGAGGAUGAUGAGGAUGACGAUGAUGAAGAUGAUGACAAGGAUGAUGAUACCCCAGGUGCUAAUGGGAGUUCCAAGCAGAGCAGAAGUGAAAAGAAGAGUCGCAAGGCAAUGUUGAAGCUUGGCAUGAAACCUGUUACUGGUGUUAGCAGGGUCACCAUCAAGAGAACCAAAAAUAUACUGUUUUUUAUCUCAAAGCCUGAUGUCUUCAAGAGCCCAAAUUCUGAGACCUAUAUCAUAUUUGGAGAGGCAAAGAUAGAGGAUAUGAGCUCUCAGCUGCAGACACAGGCUGCUCAGCAGUUUAGGGUGCCAGACAUGUCAUCUAUGUUCCCAAAAUCAGAUGCUUCUACUGCAGCUGCUGCUGCACCAGCAGAUGAAGCAGAGGAAGAAGUCGAUGAGACUGGGGUUGAGCCUAGGGACAUUGAUCUUGUUAUGACACAGGCUGGAGUUUCUAGGAGCAAGGCUGUCAAGGCUCUCCAGACGAACAAUGGGGACAUUGUCAGUGCUAUCAUGGAGCUUACUACUUAGGAUGGCUCCCUGGUUACUCUCUUAUUUUAUGUUGACGAGUUCUUGGAACAAUUUAGUCAUGGUAGUCAAAUUGGCUUGCCAUCUAUGAGGUCGCUAAUUAUCCAUUGUUUUUGUCAGAUACGAGAUUAUUACCUAUUGCGGUUUUUCUUUAGUAGCAAGCUCUUAUUGUGCUCUUUGGCA
Populus euphratica (Euphrates poplar) is the source of this 985-nucleotide messenger RNA. Its product is annotated as nascent polypeptide-associated complex subunit alpha-like protein 2. The record is from RefSeq and is a predicted model, not a curated record. The transcript is spliced from 4 exons. Bases 116 to 805 code for a protein of 229 amino acids. Gene Ontology annotation, cellular component: nascent polypeptide-associated complex. Lineage: Eukaryota; Viridiplantae; Streptophyta; Magnoliopsida; Malpighiales; Salicaceae.